Molecule: messenger RNA, 1140 nt
Organism: Fusarium venenatum
Lineage: Eukaryota; Fungi; Ascomycota; Sordariomycetes; Hypocreales; Nectriaceae
Product: chaperonin 10-like protein
Molecular function (GO): oxidoreductase activity; zinc ion binding
Source: RefSeq, a predicted model, not a curated record
AUGUCACGAACAACAACGGCACUCGUCGCGCCCAAUCUCGAUGGCUACUUCAAGCUUCAGCAAGUCCAUCUAGACUCUUUACAACCUGAUGAGGCACUUGUUGAGAUCCAUGCCUCAGGAGUUUGUCACACGGAUCUAGCUUGUGCCAGCGGCAAAUUGCCAUGUGCUAAGAAUGCCGUCCUUGGCCAUGAAGGUGGGGGCGUUGUCCUUGAGAUAGGUUCUAAUAUCACGGAUGUCUCAAAAGGCGACAAGGUGCUUCUAUCAUUCUCAUCUUGUGGAACUUGUCCUAGUUGCGUAUCGAACCAUCCCGCUUAUUGUUACACGUUCAACCUUUACAAUUUCGGUGGAAGGCGCGAGGAUGGCUCAGCGACCAUGUUCACCAUCAAAGAUGGCCGUAACAAACCCAUGCACAGCAGAUUUUUCGGCCAGAGCUCCUUCGCCAGGCACACUAUCGUUCAUCGAACAAGCCUUGUCAAGGUCCCACAAGAAACACCACUCGAGCUCUUCGCGCCUCUCGGAUGCGGCAUUCAAACCGGCGUCGGAGCAAUUUUCAACACUCUAAAUGUCAAGCCUGGAAGUUCUGUCGCUGUAUUUGGAGUUGGAUCGGUUGGUUUGGCGGCCAUCAUGGGUGCCAAAGCUCGAAAAGCGGGCACCAUUAUCGCCAUUGACCUCCAAACUUCGAGACUUGAACUGGCAAAAGAGUUGGGCGCGACACAUGGUGUACUUGGACCAGAUCAAGAGCAUAUCAUUGACACUAUCCAAGAAAUCUGUCCACCGAUCGGUGUUGACUUUGCCGUCGACUGCACCGGCGUUCCAGCCAUCAUAGAAACCAUGGUAGCGUCACUGGGAAUGAGAGGAAGGGCUGCAACUGUCGGUGCACCUGGAGGAAUGGCCACAGCUAAAAUUGACAUCAUGAGUCAUCUGACGUAUGGAAAAGAAUACGUUGGGUGCUCGGAGGGUGAUAGUAACCCAGCAAUUUUGAUUCCCGAAUUGAUCAAUAUGCACUCCCAAGGAGCUUUGCCUCUCGAGAAAUUGGUCAAGUACUACGACAUGGAAGAUUAUGAGAAGGCGUUUUCGGAUAUAGAAAGCGGGCGUGUGAUAAAGCCUGUGUUGAUGUGGAGAGAAAGCAGCAAACUAUAG